Molecule: messenger RNA, 354 nt
Organism: Ilex paraguariensis (yerba mate)
Lineage: Eukaryota; Viridiplantae; Streptophyta; Magnoliopsida; Aquifoliales; Aquifoliaceae
Source: the annotation of a GenBank genome assembly
AUGCCACCAGAAAGAUUCAUUGGGAAGCCCAUGACAUUCUUCAGAUCAAGUCUACCGCCAAAACAAUCGGCUCAGCAAUAUCAAUUCCUCAAUGGAAUGGAAGAAGAAACUCCAACUAGCUAUACAAGCAUGGAGAUGGACGGUAAUACUUAUGAGAAGGAAGUUGACAAUACAAUCAAUGUGGUAGAAAAAUUAGAAGAGCCAAAAUUUGGAAUGAUGAUUAUUACAGUUGACAAAAUAAUUGAGUACUACAUAAGAUAUGGUAAUGACCUAGGUUUUCCCAUAAAAAGAAGAACAUCAUCAAAGAGAGAUGAUGGAGAGCUAAGAUAUAUGUCAUUUGCAAGUUUUGGCUAG